AUGACAGAGAUCAAGCAGUUGAAAGCAAGGCAAGGAGGAGGAAGAUUGGAGGAAGUAAUGAGAGAAGCCAUUACCACUCCAUUGAUAGCAUAUCUAGCAAGAGCAAUCAUCCCCCAAAAAUGCCCCAUCCCUGCAUUCGAAUGCUACGAUGGCUCCAACGACCCAGCAUCUCACCUUCGUUAUUACAAUCGAACAAUGGCCCGAUGGGAAAGGGAUGAUGUAGUUCUGUGCAAAUAUUUUCCUUCAAGUCUGAAAGGAUCAGCACUGUCAUGGUUCAAUAACUUACCUCCUAACUCCAUCGACUCUUACAACCGGCUCACCGAGGUAUUUUUAGAGACCUACAUAUACGCAGGUAUGGAUAAGCUAUUUUCGCUAGCGGUCGGACCGACGGAAACCAUAAGGGAAUAUACGGACAUGUGGCAUAAGAUUUGUCAGGCAAUAGGGAACGUCAACCCAGUAGUCAGCAUCAACUGCUACAAGUGGGGAUUGGAUAGAAUGAGUCCUUUAUUUGUCGAGAUUCAUCAGAGUAACCCCAUAACCGAAGGAGAUCUCCGCGUAAUCAUUGAAAAACACGCCAGAUUGGAAGAGAUCCGGCGAGAGAAUCCAACAGCGCAGAUGCAGGAGUACAAUCGACCAAACUCAGUGGAACAAGCCAGCGGGUCAAAGAGGAUGAACUCUACCGAGCGUUUCAACGAAGAUAAGCAAGGACGAAGAGAAGAUUAUCGGCACAACGAUCAAAAAUUUGAAGAUCAAGUCAAUACGAAGCUUAACACGAGUUAUGUUCAUAUUUUAAGAGAAAUUAAAGGCCAGGCCAACUUCGAAUGUCAACGGUCAAAGGGAAAGCAACCAUCAAGAUCUGAAAAGUUAAGAGACUAUUGUGAUUACCACUGCUUCAACGGACAUCAGACAGAAAAAUGUAAGAAUUUGAAGAUAAUGAUCCAAAAACUUAUUGACGCUGGAGAACUCAAGGAGUACGUCCAAAAACCAGAUGCACAGGAAAGGAACAACCGAAGUAAGCAAGUACAUUUUCCGGAGAAUGACCGAACAAUUAACACAAUUUCCUGCUCCGAGCCUAUUGGGUCAUCGUCAACAGGGCAGAUUGGCAAAAGAUUGAGGAAACAAUUUGAGUAUUACUGUGAGUUAUACAAGAUCGAUGGGAAGGAAGUCGAUGAGUACGAGGAAUGGAUGAACGUGUCGCUAACGUUUUCCACCGAUGAUGUAGAAGAGGAUAUGGAAGAUCGUAACAAUCCUUUAGUGCUCACAUUACCCGUCUCAGGAUGGAACAUAAAGAAGAUCUUGAUCGACGGAGGGAGUUUAGUGAACGUCCUGUUCUAUGAUACCUUCAAACGGAUGAAGCUAAAUGAUGAACAACUGAUGUCUUCGUACUACACCAUCUAUGGAUUCAAUAGAGCAUCUACGAAGCCUCUGGGGGACAUCGUUCUAGAAGUCAAGGCAGUACGAAUGAAAGUAAGUACCAGAUUCAGUGUAGUUGAUGCACCGUCACCUUACAACGCCAUCAUCGGACGACGAUGGGUGCAUAAACUCAAUGGAGUAGCGGCAACAUACCACUAA
This is a messenger RNA of Papaver somniferum (opium poppy), 1572 nucleotides long. RefSeq lists its product as uncharacterized. Lineage: Eukaryota; Viridiplantae; Streptophyta; Magnoliopsida; Ranunculales; Papaveraceae. The transcript has a single exon. Bases 1 to 1572 code for a protein of 523 amino acids. The record is from RefSeq and is a predicted model, not a curated record.